AUCGGGAGUUUAAAAAUUCAAACUGCUUUUAGCUGUGGACGUGUGAUCUCGGAGACUGCUGCACUAUUAGAGGGGAAAAUGGAGGCACUAGGGGACCGUCUGAAGGUGAUGGUUAAAGUCUUCAGGAGAGAGUGUCACAGGGUUUUACACUCAGAGAGGACCACCAUCCAUGGAGCUGAUGGCAUGCUGAUGUUGCUGCAGCUGGCCAUGGCAGACAUUAAUAAGCAGCACGGCGGAGAGUUCAAAGUGGCUCUGAGUGAUGUCCUGAUGGCCUGGAAACACUUACUGUUAGACAAACUUCACCUGCCACCCCCCAACUUUGCACGCUUGGAGAACUAUGAUCUCAUCCUGGAGGCAUACGAAUCCUUCCUGAAACGCUCCAACACUGUGGACCUGGUUGAUAUCCUCUCCAUGUACAAACAGCUGAGAGUAGAGGAGACAGACCCUGGGGAGCCUGUGAGCCCGGUCGAGUUGUUUAAGUUCUUAUCAGGAAACACGGAGGUCUCAGAGUUGCCAGACUCUUCAGUCCCGUCAACACCGUCCAGUAAAAGCAGGCCCUGCAGCUCCCAGGUGAAAACGGCAGUGAGACGGGUUUUCUGCUCCUAUCUGAAUUUACUUGUGAACAUCAAGAACGACCUGGCCUUGGCGCUAACCCUUGACGUCCCUAGUCGCACUCUUGGACGUCAGGCAUUCACUGACAUAAAGCAUGCUGCACAGAACAACAACACUUCCCUCUUCUUGGCUGUGACAUCUUUUGUGAGGGCCAUCCAGCUCGGAGGGAAGGGCUACGCUCCAGCUGAGUCUGACCCACUGAGGAAACACGUUAAAGGCCUGUCUGACUUUGUCCAGUUUCUAGACAACCUGGAAGAAAUACUAGGGGAGAUUCCUGACCCAAGCGUAUGUGGAGCCAGGCUGGUGACCGCCGUCAGGGCAGCGCUGGUGAAGGGACGCAGCAGCGGAGAGGCAGUGUACGCCGCAGCUGAGGAGACGACAAAGGAGCUGAAGGAGAGGAUCUGCCAGCUACACCAGAUCCAGAAACAGAUUGCUAAUGGAAGCGGGACAGGGAUAAGCCCUGCCAGGCCAAAGCCUUAUGCAGUCAAUCACUGCACUGCGUACGGAGGUCGGGACACUGUGAAGGUACUGAUGGCUCUGCUGGAUGAAGAGGCGCUGACUCCUCCGUGUCAGAACAAGGCAGACCUUCUGUCUGAGGACCAGCCCGUCCUCAGUGGAGCAGAGGGAACCUGCGUCCUUGACUUGUUCAGAUCCCCUGAAGUGUCUACUGGAUGUUCUCCAGAACCUCUAAAGAACCGGGUCCAGAGCCGGCUAGACCUGCUCAAACCCAAGCCUAGAGACAAAGUCAUUCGAUCCCAGUUUGCGUGCACAUACAAAGAUGAAGAACUGCCACUCAACCGGGUGCUGGAGUUCCCCAGCACCAGCCAGGUCCCAACCUGUGUGCACCCAGCACCCAAACUCCAAACCCUCCCAGCUGUGGAUGAAGACUGCAGCUCUGAUGUGGAGCAGUCAACCCAAGCCAAGUCUACAUCUGAAUGCCCGAAUAAGGAGCAGAGCGGCGUGCAGCGGGGGGCUGCUCUGGCGCCAAGAAGUGGAAAUGCCCAAAACAGAGGUGCAGGCUCGGGCAAUAGGAAGAAAACCGUUGGCACUGAGACGCAGAGAAAGGGCAACAAGAGGAAGCAGGUGGAGUCAGAGCAACAUGGAGGUUCAGAGAACGAGCCUCCAGAGAAGAAGCAGCUCACUAGUGUCUCGGUCAAAGUGCCUGGCAAGAAUGUCGGCAAGGCCUCCAGUAAGAAGAAGCUGAUAGCUGGACAGGGAAAGCUAACCAGCUUCUUCAGAGUCUAAUGGUUGUUUGUACUGGUUUCAUGAUGGUACAUUGCGAGAACCUUCUGUCAAGCUGUGUUCAUACGAAGCAGCUGCAAUUUUUUUGAAAAAUGUUGUGUAGUACAUGAAUAUUCUAAUUAAGGCUGCUUUUAAUGAUGAUUUUUAGUCCGAGUUAAUCUGUUGACUGUUGUUUUAACAAAUACUUUUUGGGAAAUUUGCUUACUUGCUGAGAGUUUGAUGACUCUACGCUAAAUAUAAAGCUACAGCUAGCAAAUGAUAAGCUUAUUUUAGCAUUAAGCAGAGCUAAAAAGCUAGCCUGGCUCUGAUGAUUGAGAUAUAACAAGUUAAUUAGUACAAUUUAGAGGUGCUAGGCACAUCUUUAAAUCUUUAGACAGAGCUGGGCAAACUGUUUCCCUCCAGUUUCUAUGCUAAGCUAACUGGCUAACAGUAGCAUUUAGCAUACAGAUCGAUUUUUGUAUGAAGUAGACAAGAUUUAACAAGUUAAUUAGUAAAAUUUAGAGGUGCUACUGAGUGUCUGGUGUUGUCCCAAGUUUUAAAAAUCCAAACUGCAAUUCCAGUUUCUAUGCUAAAAUAAGCUAUCAGUUAGCAGCUAACAGACUAGCAAUUGCACUUUUGGUUUGUAUUAGUUAGCUUUGGAGAUUCUGGUUGGAAGCUUUUUUU
Epinephelus moara (kelp grouper) is the source of this 2517-nucleotide messenger RNA. It is a transcript of the gene parpbp, whose product is annotated as PARP1 binding protein. NCBI's taxonomy places the organism in Eukaryota, Metazoa, Chordata, Actinopteri, Perciformes, Serranidae. Bases 79 to 1857 code for a protein of 592 amino acids. Gene Ontology annotation, cellular component: chromatin. The transcript is spliced from 11 exons. Gene Ontology annotation, biological process: negative regulation of double-strand break repair via homologous recombination. The record is from RefSeq and is a predicted model, not a curated record.